Molecule: messenger RNA, 570 nt
Organism: Symbiodinium pilosum
Lineage: Eukaryota; Dinophyceae; Suessiales; Symbiodiniaceae
Source: the annotation of a GenBank genome assembly
AUGAGCAGGAGGAGCGAGCCAGAUCAUUGCGCAAACACUUGCCUUGAGAAGGGCGUGGCUUUCCCGUCAUAUUUGACGUAUGAGACAUGCCAUGGCAAAGACGUCACCAAGUGGAACGAGCGCGAAUAUGAAUGGCUGUUGCUUCCAAGCCUUCGCUUUAAGGUUACCGGUGUCACUGAGAUCAUGAAUGAUCCUUGGUGGGAGGCUAGGCCCAAAGACAUUGCAGAAUGGCUGGAGCAGUCGCACACCGUGGACGACUACUGGAGCCGAAGUGGAAAGAUGACCUAUGGGCCUUGGCCUGAUAUCGCUGCGGCAGUUCUAGCCCAUUCCAUCGAUGGUCAGGCCUUCAUGAAGUGGUUUGAGAACAAAACCUUCCCGGAGCCGUAUGUGGCAGGCAAGUGGGAUGAUCCAAAAUACCUCUAUAUAGAGUCAGACAAACGUAUGGAGUUUCGGGCUGCUUCCAACAUGCGUUUCAAGCUUCCGUGGAUUUCGACAGGGAGGGGGGGCACUGAACCUAACACUGUGCAAUACUAUUACCGCAUCAAUCUGCAAGAUGCAGAGCCGUGUUGA